This is a messenger RNA of Aspergillus ochraceoroseus IBT 24754, 1660 nucleotides long. RefSeq names its product MOSC domain protein. Gene Ontology annotation, molecular function: molybdenum ion binding; catalytic activity; pyridoxal phosphate binding. Bases 94 to 1641 code for a protein of 515 amino acids. The record is from RefSeq and is a predicted model, not a curated record. Lineage: Eukaryota; Fungi; Ascomycota; Eurotiomycetes; Eurotiales; Aspergillaceae. The transcript has 2 exons.
AUUAUACUCCGCUCCGUACUCCGUACCAGAGCUAUAUAAGUCUGUAGAUAUUUAACAUUUUUACUGAAGAACGUUCUGGUACAUCCAGCAUCCAUGCUCGACUAUAUACGGAAUCUCAGCCCUACCCCAAAUGCAGUGAACACUCUCAUUGCCGUAUCAGGGGUACUCGCUCUCCUCUUCUACACCACCGUCAGGAGGUUCCUCCAUCUAUGCACAGUCCUAGACCACUGCCCCAAAGGAUGCCGAAAGCUCGGCCUUCCUCCGGGGCAGAGCAACUUGCAUGAUGAAUUCGACCCGAAAUACAGCCAGGGCGUUCCGGAAACAAGCACCGACAACCAAGGACGUCCCGCAUGGCGCGUGAAGGCGCUCUACGUGUACCCGAUUAAAAGCUGCGCAGGGGUUGAGCUGGAUACAGCCGACGGGGUCUCUACCGGACUCGCUCUGGACCGUCAGUUCUGUUUUGCAGAGGACACCACCACCACCACCGUCCCCCGUCGGAAGGAUUCUUGCCAAGUGCAGCAGCUUCAAGAGAAACAGCUAUCAAACUGGACCGCGCGAACGCUACGGGACCGCAACUUCAACCGCAUGGCUCUUAUCCGCCCCGAGAUCUGGCUCCCCGAUCCAACAGCAACGGACUACAGUCCGGACCUUGACGAAAUCAAAUCCCAGGGCGUCAUGGUCAUCUACUACCCGCGACUCGGCCGCAACCGAAUCCACUCUGCGCUCCUUCGCCUGGGGGUCUCCCUGCAUCUCCUCCCCGCAGAAGAAUCCUGCCGCGUUCCUCUGUUCCCACCGACACAUCGCAUCGCGACGUAUCCCACUGUCCCGGUGCAAAUCUGGAAAGACCGUCCUGUUUCCUACGACUACGCACAGCAUAUCCCGGACUCUCUCCGUCGGUAUCUGUCCCCGUUGACUCGGCUGUCUUCUUCUGAUCCUGCCCUUUCUUCUUCUUCUUCUUCUUCUUCUUCUUCUUUUCCUGCUCUCGCGCACAAAAAACACUCCCCCAGGGGUUGUUCACCUCUCACCCUCUUCCGCGUCAACCCAUCGCACCACCGUGAAAUCUUCCGGUGCGCCCCACGAAAAGCAUCUCUAGGCUUCCAGCCCCUCACCGGGUUCGCGGACGCAUAUCCCCUGCACAUCCUCAGUCUCUCGAGUGUGCAGGACGUCGCAUCCCGCUGCGCAGCCGACCUUCCGCGACUCUCGGUGCGUCGGUUCCGAGCGAAUAUCAUUAUCCAGGGUCCGCCGGCUUUUGCCGAGGAUGAUUGGAAGAGGAUAUUGAUUCGAUGUCCUUGUCCUCCUCCUCCUUCGGCUUCUUCGGCUUCUUCUUCGGCUUUGGAGACAGAAAGCGAUAAUGGAGGCCAAAGCAUCCAAAUACAUACCGUCUGCCGAACAAUCCGGUGUCGUCUUCCAAAUGUCGAUCCGGACACUGGCGUGCGGCAUCGUUGGGAACCGGACCGGACGCUGAAGAGGUAUCGCAGGAUUGAUCGGGGAGAUCCCACGAAUGCUUGUUUGGGGAUGCAGGGGGUUCCUGCGGUUCAAGAAUUCGUCAUUCGCGUGGGAGAUUCAGUGUCUGUUGUUGAAAGGGGGGAUCAUUGCUAUAUUAAGAUGCUGGCGCCGGGGGAGAAGAUCCCCAGUGUAUAAAAAAAAACACUUGAUUACU